Molecule: messenger RNA, 1839 nt
Organism: Penicillium diatomitis
Lineage: Eukaryota; Fungi; Ascomycota; Eurotiomycetes; Eurotiales; Aspergillaceae
Product: ubiquitin carboxyl-terminal hydrolase family protein
Exons: 2
Coding region: 1-1839 (612 amino acids)
Biological process (GO): spliceosomal complex assembly; mRNA processing; protein deubiquitination
Molecular function (GO): zinc ion binding; cysteine-type deubiquitinase activity
Source: RefSeq, a predicted model, not a curated record
AUGUCGAAGAGACAAGCCGACGUGCCUUUGGAAGAGGAUUUCCCUGGUUCGCCAAUACCAAAGAAGCUGCGAGUGGACAACGAAAACUAUGAAAGCACAUCCCGCAACGGCAAUGCGACCGCGCACGAAGCCAGCGAUAACACGAACGGCGUGAAUGAACCCAGCAACGACCAGCCAUUGACCAAGAAUGGGUCAGAAGUUCAGGAAUUUACUUUUACUGACUCAAGAGAUGAUGUCUCGGAGACUUCGGACAUUGACGAAGAACUUUCUGCCCUCAGCGUUCCCAAGCGUCAAGCACGGCCUGAAGAGGGCUACGAUGACCUUUACCUCGAUACUGUCAACCGAGGUGUUCUGGAUUUCGACUUUGAGAAGCUCUGCUCUAUCAGUCUAUCCAAUAUAAACGUGUAUGCUUGUCUCGUCUGUGGCAAAUACUUCCAGGGUCGGGGGCCGAAAUCGCAUGCAUAUUUCCAUUCUCUCGAUGACAACCACCAUGUGUUUAUCAAUAUCGGGACAAAGAAGGUCUACGUCCUACCGGAAGGGUAUGAAGUGAAGAGCAAGAGCUUGGAUGAUAUCAAAUACGUGGUUGAUCCCGUAUACACAAAGUCUGAGGUCGCGAAGCUAGAUAGAGAGGUUCACGACGCUUGGGAUCUCUCUGGAACACGGUAUCGACCAGGUUUUGUGGGAAUGAAUAACAUCAAAGCGAACGAUUACCUCAAUGUAGUUGUUCAGCUUCUAGCACAUGUUCACCCGAUUCGAAAUUUCUUCCUUCUCCAUCAGUUUCCGACGCCCGGGACACCGGAACUCGUCCUUCGCUUCAGCACCCUUGUACGGAAGCUGUGGAAUCCCAAAGCUUUCAGGUCGCAUGUUUCACCUCACGAGCUGCUCCAAGAGAUCGCCCUGCGAUCCUCGAAGCGGUUCACCCUCACCAACCAGUCCGACCCGGUGGAGUUCCUUUCAUGGUUCCUCAACAACCUACAUCUGUCUCUCGGAGGAUCCAAAAAGCCGUCCCCAACACCGACUAGUGUGAUACAGGCUUCUUUCCAAGGGCAGCUUCGCAUUGAAAGCCAGGCAAUCACCGCGCACUCAGAUACUCAGAAUGCCCGCCUUGUCUUCACAGAAUCCGGCGACAUAAAAAGCCAAAUCACGCCCUUCCAAAUACUCACACUCGACCUUCCUCCAACACCCCUCUUCCAAUCGGCGAAUCGGGAAUCAAUUAUUCCACAAGUACCCCUGAUCAACCUGCUCAACAAGUACAACGGUCGGGACGCAUCCGAGAAAAUGGCACAACGUGUUCGACAUCGACUCUUGCAUCCGCUUCCACCAUAUCUCCUUUUCCAUAUCAAAAGAUUCAGCAAGAAUCGUUUCGUGAGCGAGCGAAACCCUACGAUUGUGACCUUCCCCUCCCCACGCUCUCUGGAUAUGUCUCCAUACGUUGAGCCAAACCCAUCGAUUUGCUCACCGAGCGAACCGAUCCUCUAUGACCUUGUUGCCAAUAUCAUUCUCGACCCUGCUAUCGCUGCACCCGGUGCUACAGAGGACGCGGCUGACAAGGGGGUUAACGCCGCCUCUGGCGCUGGCGGAUCGUCAUCAGGAGCUGGAGCUGGCACUGAAAAGGUUUCGUGGCUUGUACAGUUGCAUGACAAAGCAGUAUCUGCUGAGAGUGCAAACCAUACAGGAGGUGCUGAGCAGCAGCAGCGCAACUCUGAAUGGCUUGAAAUUCAAGACCUCUUUGUCAAGCGUGCUGAAACAGAGACCUUGUUCACACGCGAAGGAUAUCUGAUGGUCUGGGAACGAAGGAAAACGUCCAGCUCCAAAGCCAAGGGCCGAGCGAAGUCAUAG